AUGCAGAUCAAAGACAGCACCUUCAUCAUCACCGGCGGCGCCUCCGGCCUAGGUCUCGCGACCGUAGAAGAUCUCUACAGCAAUGGCGGCUACACCGCAAUCCUGGACAUGAACCCUGCAAACGGCGAGAAAGUCAUCAAAUCCCUCGGCGAACGAGCCAAGUUCUUCGAAGUCGACGUUACCGAAUCUGAAAGUCUAGAAAAAGCCAUCAAUGGAGCAGUCGAGUGGGCGAAGCAGAAUGGCAAGCCUGUUCGUGGUGUGAUGCCGUUUGCUGGUGUUGGUCUGCCGGGCAAGAUCAUCGACAAGAACUUGAACCCGAUUGCGAUGGAAAAGCUGGAUUUCGUGAUCGAUAUCAACCUGAGGGGAGUCCUGAACACGCUGAGAUUGGUCGUACCGCAUAUUGCCAAGAACGAUCCAGUCAACGAGGAUGGCGAGAGAGGUGUGAUCGUUAUGGUGUCAUCCACUUCGGCUUUCGAGGGACAAGUUGGCCAGCUGUCGUAUGUUGCGACAAAGGGCGCUAUUCGAAGCAUGACGCUCGUACUGGCACGAGAUUUGGCCCCGAACGGUAUACGCGCAUUGUCGGUCGCACCCAGUCUUUUCUCAACCGCGAUGUCUGCUCAAAUGUCGGACAAGGUGAGGAAGGCGCUGGAAAAUACUGCCGAGUUCCCGAAGCGGCUGGGCCACGCGAAAGAGUUUGCGCACAUGGUGCGAACGUGUGUCGAGAAUGGAUAUCUCAAUGGAGAGUGUAUCAGGAUAGAUGCUGCGACGAGGAUGCCGGCGAAGAUGUGA
Fulvia fulva is the source of this 789-nucleotide messenger RNA. RefSeq names its product 3-hydroxyacyl-CoA dehydrogenase type-2. Lineage: Eukaryota; Fungi; Ascomycota; Dothideomycetes; Mycosphaerellales; Mycosphaerellaceae. The transcript has a single exon. The record is from RefSeq and is a predicted model, not a curated record. Bases 1 to 789 code for a protein of 262 amino acids. Gene Ontology annotation, molecular function: oxidoreductase activity.